Molecule: messenger RNA, 5010 nt
Organism: Amoebophrya sp. A120
Lineage: Eukaryota; Dinophyceae; Syndiniales; Amoebophryaceae
Source: the annotation of a GenBank genome assembly
CUUGCUUCUGCUUUACGACAGCGAAACCAGACAUCAUGCUCUUUUUGUAGCCAUUGUGCGCCUUAAAAAGCCAGAGUAGUUCUUCGAAAGUAAGCCUUGUCUCACUCUCAUUAAUAGUUUUCACCUCUGUAAAAAUACCUAUUGCUAUUUAUUCUUGGUUUCAGUGCUGGCUGCUCGCUCUCCACAAGAAUUGCCUGCUCAGCUACAAGACCAAGAGGCGCCAUCACUUGACUGUACAAAAUACCCACAUUCAUCAAGCAUGCUGCUUUCCUACUGGACGAUUCCCUACGUGGCGAUUCCCGAUGCCCGAUUGGUGUACCUGUACAAUUUUGGGUUUGUCGCCAUUUUCAGCUGGUUGUGUUUCGACGUCUUUGUCGGCCAGUCGUAUUUGGAGUCUGACCGCCUCCAGGGGGUCGCGCGCCUGCGCUUGCGAAAUGGCCCGACUGCUAGUGGAGGUAGUGGCCACGAUUCUGGAGGAGAUGAAAAGCGACUGGAGCUACAGAAGACCCUCUCGUCUAGCGGCGGGUUUUCGUCGAACAACAGUACCAAUGAUUUUGUCACCGCUUCAACAUCAACAUCCGCCGGAAGUCUUCUUGUUGCACCAUGCGGACGAUUGUUUGAAAGCGCUAUACUUGAUGGCGAGCAGCAGGAACACGCCACGACCAGCGAUGUAGUUGAACAUCAAAACACAGCGACAUCAAGACUUUGCACGCAUUGGGACGCCGACGCGACGGGGCGGUCUGCUUCGAGCGAGUUGUUCGUUGUAACAAGGAUUAAGGACGUUGUGGAAAAGUGUGAGUAUUCUAUUCCAGGUGCUGGGCGGGGUCGCACGAAUCAUCUUCCUCCAAGUAGUGGUGGACCAAUUUCCAGUUCGCCUACAGACUCGUCAUCAUCAACAUCACAGGACGGGGAUUCGAACUCUGCUGAUGGAGGUGGACGUGGUAACAGUAUUCAUAGGAGCGCUGUUUCAUCAGCCCCCGCCGGUUAUUUCAAGCCACCAGACGAGUCUUUUCAUUAUCAAGAAGUCGACGACGCGGAGUGUCCUGUUCCUUGGACGCGUUUGUCUCGGAAGGACUAUGAAUUGCAAAAAUGUCUGGGUCUGGAAGAUUUCAAUUUGUCAUCGUAAAUCUGAAGCAUGCGAAAAUCUGCGUUGCAUGAGUCCCAAAAGCUGCACACUUUUGACCAGGUUGGAGGGGAGUUUCUCAUGCAGGAUAGGCACGGCAGAGACCUCGCAGAGUCUGUCAUGCUAAGUCCCGCAUUCCAGACCUCAUGGGCCAUGAAAAAUCUGCAUGACAAGUCUACACUUUUCCAGACCCAGACAUUUUUACAUUUAAUAAGGACCGUUAUGUGGCCAAUCUUCCGGACUUCCGCGUGGCCGUGACUGCGCAUGCCGAGGCGGUGGAAUUUUGCUCGGAGUAUCGGAAGAACCGGAAAAGGUGUCCGUUCCUGUACUCCACCACGGACCCGGCCGUACGAGGUGAGUUUCUCGGGUUCGACGGCGUUGUAAAACAGCCAUUUCCAACUGUCGCGGUCCACCUCGCGGAAGAUCCUCAUAUAGGAGAAGCGGGCCGCGAGCGAUCUGAUGCAGGACGAGCUGACGAGAGAAAUAAAAAGAAAAAUUCGAAAAAACACAAACCGAAGACGUCCCUCGACGUUUCCCUCGGGCAGUUACUUUCCGCCGCUGGCAUCGACUCGCUCGACGAAAAGCAGCCUGACGACACGGUGGUGCGUGAAAAGGGCUCGGUGCUGGUGCUGACCCUACAUUUUGCACCGGACGAAGAGCAACUGUCCUUUUGGAGUUCAGCAAUCGACAGCAAUCGAAACCGAAGCGUCCCCGCGAAAUACACCGCCACUGUCGAUCGCAUUCCCUUUUCUGAAUACAAGUUGAGGGAGGUGCAGCCAAUUGCAAUUUCUAAAAUGAUUAGUGGGAAGAUGAACACAGAUUCAUCGAGAAUAUUCACCACGCCCAGCGAGAGCGACGGGAACAUCAUGGGUGGAGCGUCUUCACCGGUGCCAGAGAUCAGUCACGGCCCAGAAGAUGACCAUCCAGGCGCAGAUCCCGAGCGUCGUCCUCCGCAUCUUCUGCCGAACAAACAUUCCCAUUUCCGACGCGUGCGCACCCUUCAUGGUAUUCAGAUCAAAGUCGUGCUUGCCGGGUCCGCGCGUCGGUUUUCCUGGGCCGCGGUGGUGUCACAGGCGGUGCUGAAGUUUGGCUUGUUGGGCUUGCUGUCGCAGGGGCUGGAUUUGCUGUGGCAGUACGUGUAUCCUGUGCAAAAGUAUCGUAUGUAGUGAGGUCACCGAACGGUUCUAACCAGGGAGUUUUUUUGCCAUAUACCCUGAAAAACGACCGGCAGUUUUCAAGCGGCCGGAAGCGUUUUUGGACAUAAAAAAUUUGCACUUAUCAAGCGGCCGGGGCUUUGUUGUCAAACAAGCCCGAGCCAAUUCUAUCGAUUCGCACUGGAUAAAACGACGCAGGGGAGCCGGCAAAAGGGGCGCCCUUCUGAGGCGCCCGCCGCCUUGGUUUCUGGCGAUUUGGGGCGCCCAAAAAGGGGCGCGCAAAAAACGCGCCCAAAAUCAGAACAGCGAAACAGCAUGGCACGGCCGCGAUUUCGGAGCAUUUUGGGCGGCCGCGAAAGCGGCCGCCUUUUCGUCGGUUUUAGAGCCUGGGGAGCUUUGCAAAAAGCGCCGACGUGAAAAAUAAAAACGCGAAAAAUAAAAAGCGCCCCAGACGCGCAAAGCCAAUCCGCAUGCUAUGGGCCCGGUUUUGCUUCGCUUUUUGGGCGCCCCCCCCUGGCAACCGGAUCGGUCCCAUAGCAUCGGGGCUGGCUUUCGGAAAGGAAUUUUGGAAAUGGGCCAAAAUUUGUGACGUUUCCUAAGUGGCCGCCAUACCGUGCGGCAUAACGUUACUUGGAGGGGAGGAGGGCAGUAUUUUCGAUGUGGAGAACUUUUUUGGAAUUUUUCGCCGAGCCUUUCAAACACAAUGGUCCGUGGUAUUCCAGGUGGGAAAGAGUUUAUCCCCCACCCGAUAUUGCUUGGUGGUGAUGGCGAUCGUUGUUGUCGUUCUGGUGAUGUGGGUCGGAGACCGGGUUGCAAAUUUUCCUUGAUUUUUCGCAGGUCAUGGGGUGGGGCAUGAAAUGUAAAUCAGGGCGGAGGGUAGAGCCAUGAGAAUAAGUCGGACGUGGUUUUUUUUUCUUUGCCGUUUUCCGGUUUCUAAAGGAAAAACACAAAAAAAGGGAAAAAAAACUUUCAAAAAACUUUUCAAAAACUUCGAAUCACGAGCGGACUCCAACUUUUUCUGAAACAUUGCGAAAGUUUUUGAAAAGUUUUCGGAAAGUUUUUGAAAAGUUUUUUGCGAUUUUUUAUGUUAAAAAUCGAUUUCCAUUUUUUUUGGGGUCGCCUGAUUUCGUUCCAAAGAAUGGGCACCAUACCAUGCGGAUUUGUGUUCCGAGUCGCAUUCUUUUUCUUCUGGAUAUCGUUUCCCAUUUUGCAAAGUUUCCAAAAUGAAAAGAAAAGUGUCGCCCGCUAUAAUUUUUGGUAGGGUGGUCAAGAGGAUGGGAGGAUCUCCGUCGGUAGCUUUGGAGAUGGCUCGGCGAAAAAUUCCGAAAAAGUUUGGCGCCUCGGUAUUAAUCCAAGCCCUCCACUCCAACGUUACUCGCGGCGGUAUGGCGAGCCCAGAAAAAGCAAAGCCGCGGCCAAGGCGGCGGUCGGCAAAAAAACGUCCACGACCUCACUACCCCCGCCCCGGCGGCUAUAUUUGGCACUCGUACUAGUUGCAAUCAAGCACUACAAGUCUCUUUCUCAAGGUGAAUUAGCAUUACAAAUUCAAUUUGUAAAGCUGGGCUAAUUUGUAAUGCAAUUUAUACUAGUGCGAUGCUUUUGCAUUGCAUAACGUGUUUCCCUUGGUGGUCGGUGUCGACUACUCGCGGCAGGUCUACUCGCAAGUCAAGAACCAGUGCUAGGAAUUAUGCGCCGGGAGCUCCAACUCAUAGUACUCCGCGCAAUUGUUGAGGGUGAUGCCUCAUUUUCGUGUAGCAGACAGUAUGUUUGCCAAUUUUUGAAAAGUACAUAAUAUGUAGUGAGGUCACCGAACGGUUCUAGCCGGGGAGUUUUCUUGACAUGCAUCGCGCAAAACGACCGGCAGUUUUCAAGCGGGCGAAAGUGUUUUUGAGCAUAAAAAAUUUUCAAUUAUCAAGCGGCUUUGGCUGUGUCGGCACCGAAUCGCCAGCGGAUUCUAUCGAUCGCCGCUGGGUAAAACGACGCAGACAAGCCAGCAAAAGGGGCGCCCUUCUGAGGCGCCCACCGCCUUAGUUUCUGGCGGUUUGGGGCGCCCAAAAAGGGGCGCGAAAAAAACGCGCCCAAAAUCAGAACAGCGAAACAGCACGGCACGGCCGCGAUUUCGGAGCAUUUUGGGCGGCCGCGAAAGCGGCCGAGUUUUCGCCUGUUUCAGAGCCUGGGAAGCUUUGCAAAAAGCGCCGGCGCGAAAAAUAAAAACGCAAAAAAGCAAAAGCGCGCCAGACGCGCAAAGCCAGCCCGCAUGCUACGGGCCCGAUUUCCCUUCGCUUUUUGGGCGCCCCCCGUGGCACCCGGAUCGGCCCCAUAGCAUGGGGGCUGGCUUUCGGAAGGGAAUAUCGGGAAUUUGCCAAAAUUUGCGACGUUUAUGAAGCGGCCACCAUACCGUGCGGCCUAACGUUACUCGCGACGGCAUGGCGAACCCAGGAAAAGCACAGCCGCGGCCAAAGCGACGGCCGGCAAGAAAACGCCCACGACCUCACUACCUCCGCCCCGGCGGCUAUAUUUGGUAAACUAAUCCAAGGGGAUGCGAUGAGCAUUUCGUGUGACUUUUUUAUUGAUGCAGCAUAGUCUGCGUCGUGUAGGUACGAUGGCAAUCUCUUAAUCAAACAAAGAGUUCGAAGACCACAUGAAUGCUCGCGCAUGUUGAUGUGAAUAGAAAGUAUCAUUUUUCUAGCUCGCUGCAGCGCCGCGUGAAUUAUCUGUGCUUCGGACGAACAU